Messenger RNA from Camellia sinensis, 1059 nucleotides. RefSeq names its product transcription factor bHLH47. Gene Ontology annotation, molecular function: protein dimerization activity. The record is from RefSeq and is a predicted model, not a curated record. Lineage: Eukaryota; Viridiplantae; Streptophyta; Magnoliopsida; Ericales; Theaceae.
GCCACACGCCCACCCCUCCUCUCUCUCUCUGUCUCUCUCUCUAUCUACUUUCUCUCUCUAAAACAACAAACAAAAACACCGCCACCGCCACCACCACCUCCACCUCCACCUCCACCUCCCGACGCGGAGUACCAACACUAGCCCCAAAGAAGAGUGGAAAGGAGAUGAGCAUGGAUUCGGAGGCUCCUGCUGCCCCAGUGGUUGACAAGGUCAGCCAGUUGGCAGAGACAUCAGCAAAUGGCAGGUCCCAUCCUAGCAAAAAGAAUCAAGGAAAAGUUCCAGUAAGAAUUCACAAGUCUGAGAGGGAAAAAAUGAAGCGUGAGCAUUUGAACGAGCUCUUCAUUGCGCUGGCUAAUGCCCUUGGACCGUUGCAGCAGAACAAUGGAAAGGCCUCGAUACUGGGGGAAACUACGCGACUCUUGAAGGAGAUGCAUGCUCAGAUUGAGGGCCUCAGAAGAGAGAAUGCAGCUUUGUUGUCAGAAUCUCAAUAUGUGAGUAUCGAGAAAAAUGAGCUUCAUGAUGAGAAUUCUGCACUAGAAUCUCAGAUUGUGAAGCUGCGAAUUGAGCUACAAGAGAGAGUGGUACACUCUAAACCUGACCUGAAUGUACCUCCUCCCGAGGAAUCUUCACAUUUUUCUUUAGAACAACCUGCAUUACAGCAAGCACCACCGUACGGAAGUCCUUUCUAUGUCAUCCCUGUUUGUUCUGAUCCGCAAGCUUAUUCAGAGCAAGACACUACACAACCUGCAUUGAAGCCUACCACAAAUGUGAGUAAACCACAUGCCAGGUAUCCCACGCCUUCUGAUUCGUGGCCAGCCCAACUUCUAGGAAAGUAACAGGAGUCAUCGUAGCGGUGGAGAAUUAGGGUAUAGGUAAUGUGUAAGGCUGAAACUACUACAACUUUGUCAAAAGUUAUAGUGACAUGUAGGUUUAACUCUGGUUAAUUUUCCUUUGUAGUGGUGAAUGUUCAAUUGCCUCCCAAUGGGAGAAUGUACAUUAUAUCAUGGAUGGGGGUGUAAUUUAGAGCAUAUACAUGUCCUUUUUUAUGGUGGUUGAACA